CCAGUAUCAAUGGAUCGAUUGCCAGCAGGCAAAGGCUGAAAGAGUCGAGCGACUGGUUUCUGAGGAACCUGGUGACAUGUAAUUUGAGCAUUGCAGGUGUCAACUUUCACAUGUGAUAUUUCGGAACCUUGCAAAUACCGAAAGCGAAUCUCUUUGCUUACCAACUCCUCACAAUCGGAGUACCCGAAGUCGGUGAAGCUCUGAGCGAACGUUGUGCCACAGGGGCACGGGUAUAUUUAGACGCUCAGACUUUCCUAACUUGAGGUUCGGGAAUGCCGGCCAUUCUCUGAGCCACACCCUAUUCUUCACCCCGCAGUGAACUCGUCACCCGGUACCUCCUUGCGACCUCCACAUCUCUUGGCUUGGCAUAAGUCAGCGUAUUCGCGAUAUCUGAGCUCUGACUUCUCCCUUCUAUCGCCCUGGGUAGGCCACUAUGUUUCGUCGUGUCUUUGCCGUGGUCUGGGCCACAUGGUUCGUGCUAUUGGUGUCGCCCUUCAAAAGCUCGUGCUCAAGGUGCAGUUUCCCCCCUCGGUCCAAGCUUACCGCGACCACGUCACACAUGGCUGCCCUAUUCUUAACGCAGUAUCCCGGUUUUGGAAGCUGUACCAGACCUUCCGAUUGGCAGAGUCGUUCCGUGCUUGAAUGGUUCGGCGGCAUGAUGCCAGUACCUUGGGGUGUUUCUGUGCGUACAUUGGACUUGACCUGGAACUGGGCGCAACUUUCAGUGUGAUAUAUAAGAUUUGCAAGGGUAGUCUGUGAGUGUGGCUUGGUGAGUCAUGUAUUGAAUGCA
Messenger RNA from Fusarium redolens, 790 nucleotides. RefSeq lists its product as uncharacterized. Lineage: Eukaryota; Fungi; Ascomycota; Sordariomycetes; Hypocreales; Nectriaceae. The record is from RefSeq and is a predicted model, not a curated record. The transcript has a single exon. The coding region runs from base 434 to 730 and encodes 98 amino acids.